Rhizophagus irregularis DAOM 181602=DAOM 197198 is the source of this 327-nucleotide messenger RNA. NCBI's taxonomy places the organism in Eukaryota, Fungi, Glomeromycota, Glomeromycetes, Glomerales, Glomeraceae. The record is from RefSeq and is a predicted model, not a curated record.
AUGAAUUUGGUAAAAGUGAUGGCACUUUUACUUACAGCUGAUAUUAAAACAUUGAAUCAAGAUAUUUAUGAAAAUGGAACAAAUGAAAUUCUCCUUUCAAAAGUUCGUAAUGAAGUGUUUAUUAUUUCAUUUUCAAAAUUUGGCAUUGCGAAUAGUGAAUUUAAAGCAGAACUUGUUAAAGAAGGAAAAAUUAAAUAUAUUGGUCUUUCUGAAUGUUCCGCAGAAACUCUUCGACGUGCUUAUAAAGUUCAUCCUAUUGUCGAAGUCCAAUUUCUUGGACUCUUUGAUAUUGAAAUAAAUGGAAUUAUCGAAGCUUACCCGAAUUAG